Molecule: messenger RNA, 976 nt
Organism: Coregonus sp. 'balchen'
Lineage: Eukaryota; Metazoa; Chordata; Actinopteri; Salmoniformes; Salmonidae
Source: the annotation of a GenBank genome assembly
AUGGCUGACAGAAUCAUUGCAGAAACGGAGAGGAGGGGUGUGGCCGUGGAGUUGCUGAAUCUCUACAAGACAACACUUCUCUCACACACGGAGGAGGCUCACGAUGGUUAUUUUUAUAAAUCAAUGUUACUGCAUGUAAAAUGUACCCUUAACAGUAUGCAGCCGUUCUAAUUCUAUUGAUUCUAAUCUAGCCUUUUUAUUAUACACCCUCCAAUUUAAGGUCUGAAGUUCACUGCAGCCAUUUUGCUCCUCCACUACCUCUUCAAAGAAGAUCCAAGUGGGCUGUACGUCACAGACAUGGUAUGUAUUUCCCAGCAGACAAAUAAAUAAAUGCAAAGUUAGUAGUACUGUGUAAGGUGUGCUGUGCUCAGUUGUUAACUUACUGUUUGAAAUAGUCUCCUGAGUGGCGCAGUGGUCUAAGGCACUGCAUCGCAGUGCUAGCUGUGCCACUAGAGAUCCUGGUUCGAAUCCAGGCUCUGUCGCAGCCGGCCGCGACCGGGAGACUCAUGGGCGGCGCACAAUUGGCCUAGCGUUGUCCAGGGUAGGGGAGGGAAUGGCCGGCAGGGAUGUAGCUCAGUUGAUAGAGCAUGGCGUUUGCAACGCCAGGGUUGUGGGUUCGAUUCCCACGGGGGACCAGUUUGAAAAAAAUAUAUAUAUAUAUACAAAAACAUUUAUAAAUAUAUAUAUGUAUUCACUAACUGUAAGUCGCUCUGGAUAAGAGCGUCUGCUAAAUGACUAAAAUGUAAAUGUAAAUGUAGUAACCUUAAUUUUACAUUUGUUUUACUUCUUACAAUGUGUAAACUUCCCAUCACUUACCAUAAGAAUAGAGGGGAAUCCCUUUGCGGAUGAGAGCGACAUCCAACUCUUCCUGGAUGGAGAGAAGCUACUCACUGAAGAGCCGGAGGACAUCUCCAUGGGAUUGGGAGUGGCAAUGGGGGUCACUUCCUUUUUAAUAUUGAGUAUGCAGCAUCAGUGA